Messenger RNA from Adineta steineri, 600 nucleotides. NCBI's taxonomy places the organism in Eukaryota, Metazoa, Rotifera, Eurotatoria, Adinetida, Adinetidae. The record is from the annotation of a GenBank genome assembly.
AUGGAUUGUGAUUAUUAUCUAUAUGUUUUAUGUCUUAUUCCAUGUGGUUGUAUGGAAUUUUAUAUUUCAAAGACAAAAUAUUCAUCAGCCUCAUCAUCAUCAAAAUCCGUAUCGAAAGAUCGUGGAACACUUUUUUUCAUUUGGUUAAUUAUUAUAUGUUCCAUUGCAUUUUCUUCCUAUUAUGUUCGUUUAGGUUAUGGAUCGAAAAUUAUUAGUAAUCAUCUAUUUAAAUUUUACUUCUGGAUACCAUUUAGUAUAAGUUUAUAUUUAAUGGGUGUUUUUAUACGAAAACAAUCAAUAGAACAAUUAGGAAAAUGGUUUACAACAGUUGUUCGUAUAGAUGAAUGUCACGAAUUAAUUGAUUCUGGAUGGUAUGGAAGAAUGAGACAUCCAUCAUAUACCGGUACAUUAUUAUAUUUUCUUGGUUUAGCUUUAUUAUUAAACAAUUGGUUGAGUUUAUUUGGUUUAAUUAUACCUAUUUAUUCAGUCUUUUUUUAUCGUAUUCAUAUCGAAGAACAAGAAUUAAGAAAACAUUUUGGAAUUAAAUAUGAAGAAUAUAGACAUAAAGUACCAAAUAUUCUUAUUCCAAAAAUAUUUUAA